This is a messenger RNA of Didymodactylos carnosus, 1884 nucleotides long. Lineage: Eukaryota; Metazoa; Rotifera; Eurotatoria; Philodinida; Philodinidae. The record is from the annotation of a GenBank genome assembly.
AUGGAUAUACGUUCAGAAAUUGAAUUAAAAAAGCAAAAAUUACAAGAAAUCCGUCGAGCAAAACUCGCACGUAAUCCACCGUCAGGUGGGGGAACUCCCGUCGAUACCGCAUCAUCAAUUGUUGAAUCCAGUAGUUCAGCGACAAUCGAUGCAGAUCCCGAUAGUAUCCUGCAACAAGUUGGCAUUAAACCAACUUCAAGUGCUAAGCUGUUAUCAUCACCAAACGUCUCUGCGUCUCCCUCCGCAUCAUCGAUAAAUCAAACAUCAUCUUCACAGUCUUCAACAAGAAAAGUAUGCGAUUUACAAAUUGUUCAUUUAUCAACUGUGAGUGUUCCACCGAAAGAAUUAGUAACUUAUUCAAAAGAAGUUCAAACGUUAGAAAGUGGUGAAAAAGAUCCCACAAUUAGUCCAACACAUCAAGACAAUAUGAUGCAAUGGGAUGAUGAAUUUCGUACACUAAACGAUCCGAAUCGAUUAGUCUAUGUUAGUGAUGGUGAUGAUGAUUCAAUGAGUUUAAUUACAAACAAAAUAUUGGGUAUUGAUGAAGAUGGUAAACCGCGCUCAAAAAGAAAACAAUCUCAAUCACAACAACAACAUCUUCAACAACAAAAACCUGAGCUAACAGAUGAAGAAAAAGAACAAAUGUUUAAAAGUGAAAAAUUUCAAGAUUUUUUUCAACGUUCAGCACGUAUUAUUGAACGAACAUUGUACGAAAUACCUACAACACAAGAUAUUUUCAAAGAUUAUAGUGGACGAGAUAUGAUUAAGAAUGAAAAAAUGGAUAUUGGAGAAAUAAUUAAAUUUGAUCGAGAAUUUUUUGACGAAAGAUGGACAAAACAUCGUAUUGUCACUUGUAUUGACAUUUCAACAUAUUAUCCAGAAUUAAUUCUUGCAUCCUAUUCACAAAAUGAUGAAUCACCACAUGAAUCGGAUGGUGUGGCAUUAGUAUGGAAUACAAAAUACAAGCAAAAACCAACACCAGAAUAUGUAUAUAAUUGUCAAAGUUGGAUAACAUCAUGUUGUUUUAGCAAAUUUCAUCCAAAUAUCAUCUUAGCUGGUACAUAUAGUGGCCAAAUCGUUGUCUGGGAUACACGUACAAAUAAACGUACACCUGUCCAACGUACAGCCUUAUCAGCAUCCUCUCAUACACAUCCAGUCUAUUGUUUACAAGUAAUUGGUACACAAAAUGCAAAUAAUUUAAUAUCAAUUUCAAAUGAAGGUAAAAUGUGUUCCUGGAAUAUGGAAAUGAUGUCACAACCACAAGAAAUUAUGGAUUUAACGUAUAAAUCAAAGCCUGUUGCCGCAACACGACAGGCAUUUCCAGGUACUGAUGUUAAUAAUUUUAUUAUUGGAAGUGAAGAAGGACAAGCUUAUUCGGGAACAAGACAUGGAAAUAAAGCGGGUAUUAAUGAAGCAUACGAAUCCCAUUUUGGACCAAUAACAGGUGUUAGUUGUCAUAAUACUGUAAAUGGUAAUAUUGAUUUCUCACAUUUAUUUCUAACUUCAUCAUUCGAUUGGAGUGUUAAAUUAUGGUCUGUAAAGGAAACAAAGCCAUUGUAUUCGUUUGAAGUUCAUCCAAGUGUAUUUUUAACAGUUGACAUCACGGGGCGAUUUGAUAUAUGGAAUUUGAAUAAUGAUUCGGAAUUACCAUUGUUAACUACCCAAUUAGAAGGCAAUGUUGCAUUAAACAAAUGCAUAUGGUCCAAUAAUGGUCAACAAAUUGUGUUGGGUGAUGAUCAAGGCAAACUGACAGUGUAUGAUGUCAAUGAAUUAUUAACCAAUCCAAAACAAGAUGAUUGGACUAAAUUUGGACAUACACUACAAGAAUUUAGACGAAGUGCUCUAGAAGCAUUUGACGAUCAUCAAACGACACAUGCCGCUUAA